ACUCUAGAUCAUUGUUUUAAAAAGAUGUCGAGUCCGCUGCUGGAGUAUGAGACGGAGAUGUUUGUGAGUGUGUUCAGCACAGACGGGCUGCUGGUCACAGCUGAGGGACUCGGUAUCGACCGCAUCCUCUUACACUUCAUGAGGGUGUAUUCAGAGGAGGGCAGUCUAGUGCUCUUAUUAAACACAACCACUCCCGAACAGGAGUAUUUUACAGAGCAGCUCCGUGCUGAAGGAGUGAGCCAUCUUCCCCAGACUGUGACCAGUGAUGUGCAGAGCGCUGACAGAUAUAAUGUAUACACUAAAGGAGGAGUUCUCUUUGUGACCAGCCGCAUCCUAGUUGUGGACUUCCUUACGGACAGAAUUCCUUCUCACCUCAUAACAGGAAUCUUGGUGUAUCGCGCACAUAAGAUCAUUGAGUCUUGUCAGGAGGCUUUCAUUCUAAGACUUUAUCGGCAGAAAAACAAGACUGGGUUCAUCAAGGCCUUUACGGACAAGGCCACAUCCUUCUCUUCUGGCUUCUGUAAAGUCGAGCGAGUCAUGAGAAACCUGUUUGUGAAGAAGCUUUUUCUUUGGCCAAGAUUCCAAGCAUCAGUAAACACAACGCUAGACAAACACAAGCCGGAUGUGGUGGAGCUGCAUGUGUCUUUGACUCCAGCGAUGAGAGCCAUUCAGAGCUCUAUUUUGGACAUCAUGAAUGCCUGCUUGAAAGAGCUGAAGCGCUACAAUCCCACUCUGGAAGCAGAAGACCUCUCUCUGGAGAACAGCCUGGGCACUUCCUUUGAGAAAACAAUUCGUCAUUACCUUGACCCACUGUGGCAUCAGCUUGGGUCCAGGACCAAGUCUCUCGUUCAGGACAUGAAGAUUUUAAGAACUCUUCUUCUCUACCUCACUCAGUAUGACUGUGUCACCUUCCUCAAUCUGCUGGAGUCUUUGAGAACCAGCCAGAAAAGCUUUGGUAGUAAUUCAGGUUGGUUAUUCCUUGACUCAAGCACAUCAAUGUUUGUAAAUGCUCACAGCCGUGUGUAUCGCAUUCAGGAGUCAAAGAAGAAACUGAAAGUUGGAGAGACUGACCAGAAACUAAGUGCACUAGCCCCUCCAAAAAAAGAGCUUGUCCUUGAGAGAAAUCCAAAGUGGGAAGCGCUAACAGAGGUGCUACAGGAGAUUGAGAAAGAAAACAGCAGCUCUGAGCGUGAACCAGGCCGUGUGUUGAUAUGUGCCAGUGAUGACCGAACAUGCGCUCAGCUGAAGGAAUAUAUCCAAAAAGGAGCAGAACACCUACUGAAUCGCCUUUACUCACGCACCAUUGGGAAAGAAGAUCCUCAUCCUGAUCUAUUGAAGCUUGACAAAGGCUGGCCCAAGAAGGACUGUGCUAAGAGCAAGGGGAAGAAUGGGCGGCUGAAAAAACCCAGAGCCAACUCAAAGAGACCAACAAAGAUCGAGAGACCAUCAAGAGUCUCUCAGAUGGGAGGGCAGGAGGCUAGAGCUGAAAAGGACCUGAUUGGGAACAGUGAAGAUGAAGGAGAACUGGUGGAGGAGGAAGAGGAAGAAGAAGAGAUUCUACUCGAUCUCUCUUCGGAUGACUACUAUGGAAUUCUUAAAGAGCCUCUGACCGUCAUUCACCCACUGAAGGGUUGCAGCGACCCCUACAGUUUGACGCGGGUGUUGCAUGAGGUUGACCCCAUGUUUGUUGUUUUGUAUGAUGCUGAACUCAGUUUUGUGCGGCAACUGGAGAUUUAUAAAGCUUGCAGGCCAGGAAAACCUCUCCGUGUGUAUUUUCUUAUAUAUGGAGGCUCGACAGAAGAACAGAGAUAUCUUACAGUCUUGAGCAAAGAAAAACAAGCAUUUGAGCACCUCAUAAGGGAAAAAGCCAGUAUGGUUGUGCCAGAAGAGAGAGAAGGUAGAGAGGACACCAAUCUAGAUCUUGUCCGCAGUCAGGAACCCGCCAGUGCCGCCACCAACACCCGCAAAGCAGGGGGUCGUGAAGAGAUUAAAGAGCCUCAUCGAAUCAUAGUUGACAUGAGAGAGUUCCGCAGUGAGCUCCCUUCCCUUCUGCAUCGACGUGGUCUCGACAUUGAACCGGUCACCUUAGAGGUCGGCGACUACAUAUUGACUUCUGAGAUCUGCGUAGAGCGCAAAAGUGUCAGUGACCUCAUUGGUUCCCUGCAGAGUGGGCGUCUCUACACACAAUGCCUCUCAAUGUCUCGAUUCUAUCGUCGCCCUGUGCUGCUUAUCGAGUUUGACCCCGCAAAGCCUUUCUCCCUUGUGGCCCGCAGUGACUUUCGUCAGGAGAUCUCUGCCAGCGACGUCACCUCCAAACUGACCCUCCUCACCCUCCAUUUCCCUCGCUUGAGGCUGCUCUGGUGCCCGUCUCCCUAUGUGACAGCAGAGCUGUUUCAGGAGCUCAAAAACGGCCGCGCAGAGCCUGACGCCGCUGCAGCUCAGGCCAUUACGGCGGAGUCGGAGACCGUGACGGAGUCAGCAGACCUGUACAAUCCCGGACCUUACGACUUCUUGCUUCGUAUGCCUGGAGUCAAUGUAAAAAAUUUCAAGAGCCUUAUAAAGCACGCUUCCUGCCUGGCUGAUCUUAUAACAUUUAGCCAGGAAAGGCUCAGUGAGAUAUUGGGUAGUAGCAGUAAUGCCAGGCAGCUUUAUGAAUUUCUGCACAAUUCCAUGAAUGUGGUGCCUGUUCAGAAGAGCAAGUAGAGAUCGUAAAAAAAAGAAAGAAAAGAAAAGUAUUUUGCGCUGUAUUCUCAGGUUUGGUAAUUGUGUCUUGUCAAAGGGUUUUUAUAUUUAUAUUUAUUUUGAAAAUGUUGUUUAAGCAAUAAAUGAAUUAUUGUAUUUCUGAAUAUUUAAAUAACUUGUAUGUUAGAUUCAAACUUUUCAAUUGUAGUUUUGUAAUUACUUGUGAUGUAGUAUGUAGUCAUACUGUAUAUUGUAGAUAACUAGACAUUUAAUUACAGUUAUUUGCUUUAUUUUGGCAUUGACUGGAGGAAAAUUUCCACAUAUUUCCACUCAUAUAAAAUGUUACAAUUUUUAAAUAAAGUAUUUCUGCAAUUAUUUCUGUGUAGUCA
Molecule: messenger RNA, 3071 nt
Organism: Rhinichthys klamathensis goyatoka
Lineage: Eukaryota; Metazoa; Chordata; Actinopteri; Cypriniformes; Leuciscidae
Gene: ercc4
Product: excision repair cross-complementation group 4
Exons: 11
Coding region: 25-2703 (892 amino acids)
Biological process (GO): resolution of meiotic recombination intermediates; double-strand break repair via homologous recombination; nucleotide-excision repair involved in interstrand cross-link repair
Cellular component (GO): nucleotide-excision repair factor 1 complex
Molecular function (GO): single-stranded DNA endonuclease activity; damaged DNA binding; single-stranded DNA binding
Source: RefSeq, a predicted model, not a curated record